This is a messenger RNA of Penicillium subrubescens, 3151 nucleotides long. Its product is annotated as DNA ligase (ATP) CDC9. NCBI's taxonomy places the organism in Eukaryota, Fungi, Ascomycota, Eurotiomycetes, Eurotiales, Aspergillaceae. The transcript has 4 exons. The record is from RefSeq and is a predicted model, not a curated record. Bases 93 to 2927 code for a protein of 944 amino acids. Gene Ontology annotation, cellular component: nucleus; mitochondrion. Gene Ontology annotation, biological process: lagging strand elongation; DNA repair; DNA recombination. Gene Ontology annotation, molecular function: DNA binding; DNA ligase (ATP) activity; ATP binding.
GUUGCCUGGUUGAAUUGCUGUUUGGCAGGACUUUAUAUUUUGAGGCUCCCCUGGACUGGAAUGAGCCAGUGGUCUUCCUCUCAAGCUCUUCUAUGCGCGGCCGGCGAAUUCCAUCCGCGCUCACUUCGCUGUCGCGUUCCGAACCGAACAUCUUUGCAGCUUCGCGGUACACAAAGGCAUCAUUCUCAUUAACAUCAACUGUCCACCAAGCUUUCCUAUUCCACUCAAUAGCUUGUCAUUCCUCACUUCCUUCCUUGCACUUCUUUCAAUCGGCAAGAACUUCAAUACUUUCCGCAAAGAUGGCAGACGACAAGAGUCGGAAACAGGCUACAUUGGGGAGAUUCUUCGGCUCAAAUGCGGGCGCCAAUCAAGCACCAAAGAAACAGACGACACUGGCAUUCGGUGGAAAGAGGCAAAAAUCUAUUGGUGAUGCUGCCACUGAGCCUGCAGAUGCUGAAAAUGGAACCGAGCCGACUACUGGUGCCGAACCCAAUGGGGUAGAGUCGGGCAAGAACUUGAAGCGGGAAAAGACCGAGGACGCAGAGGAUAGCGACGGGUCGGAUGUGCAACCUGUCUCUAAGCGUCGGCGCAAGGCCACAAAGGAACCAUCCCCGCCGGCAGGGAAAAGAUCACCCUCCCCGAAGAAAUCACCGAAGAAGUCCCCCAAGAAGUCCGCUAUAAAGUCCUCUCCAAUCUCCGCCAAAUCCGAAAUUCCGUCGCCGAAACCUGUUGUGAAGAAGGCCUCUGGAGAGGAGACCCCAGAAGCCGACCCGACAUCGGAUGUGGAUGAAGAGGACAUUGAAUCCGGGAGUGAGGCCGAGGAAGAGGCCAAGCCCGAGGCGAAGAAGAAGACGAUGGCGAAGGUGCAGGCCACUUUGAAAGCCACCGGAAAAGACCCGUAUCCAGAUUGGAAGGCAGGCGAUCCAGUCCCCUACGCUGCUCUGUGCACCACCUUCUCCUUGGUUGAGAUGACUACGAAACGCCUUAUUAUUUUGGCCCAUUGUUCUCUCUUCCUCCAGCAAGUGCUGCGUUUAACCCCGAACGAUCUACUUCCGACAGUCCAACUCAUGAUCAACAAGCUGGCUGCCGAUUAUGCCGGGAUUGAGCUUGGCAUUGGCGAGUCCUUGAUUAUGAAGGCCAUCGGCGAGAGUACCGGCCGCAGCCUCCAGGUCAUCAAGGCGGACCAACACGAAAUCGGUGAUCUUGGGUUGGUGGCCGCCAAGAGUCGUGGCAACCAACCUACCAUGUUUAAGCCUAAGCCUUUGACUGUCAGAGGUGUCCAUGAAGGACUGCUGGGCAUCGCCAAGGUUCAAGGACAUGGAUCACAGGACAAAAAGAUCUCCGGUAUCAAGAAGUUGUUGUCGGCUGCUGAUUCCGCAACGUCUGGAAAGGGCAACAAGGGUGUUGACAUUACCAAGGACAAGGGCGGUCCUAGCGAGGCUAAAUUCAUCGUCCGUUUCUUGGAAGGCAAGUUGCGACUGGGUCUCGCAGAGCGGACUGUUCUCGUGGCCCUGGCCCAGGCCAUCGUCACACAUGAGGCCGCCGUUGCAGGCGAGAAGUCUCCAACCCCAGAGCGACUAGCUGAGGGUGAGUCUGUUCUCAAAACGGUAUAUAGCGAGCUGCCAUCUUACGAAGUUAUAAUUCCCGCCAUGCUGGAGCAUGGUCUCUUCGAUUUGCCCAAGGUGUGCAAGCUUCAGCCGGGUGUCCCCUUGAAGCCUAUGCUUGCCAAGCCGACCAAGUCGAUUACCGAGGUUCUCGACCGGUUCGAGGGCAAGGAAUUCACCUGCGAAUACAAGUACGAUGGUGAGCGGGCACAAAUCCAUUUUGUGGCACCGGAUCAUAUUCAUAAGUACCCUGGGUCAGUUGCUACGUUGCAAAAGGACCAAAAGGGCCUCAGUGCGAUCUUCUCUCGCAACUCCGAGGAUCUGUCAAAGAAGUACCCAGAUGUGCUGGGUAAGCUUGACAGCUGGGUCCAAAAGGAUGUCAACAGUUUCGUUUUGGAUUGUGAGACUGUUGCUUGGGACACUGUCAACAAGAAGGUUCUCCCAUUCCAGCAGCUGAUGACUCGCAAGCGCAAGGACGUGAAGGCCGAAGACGUCAAGGUCAAGGUCUGCGUCUUUGCGUUUGAUCUGCUGUUCUUCAAUGGAGAGCCAUGUGUCAAGAAAUCACUCCGCGAACGCCGAGAGCUACUGCACAAAUGCUUCCAGCCCAUCGAAGGCGAAUUCCAGUUUGCGCAAUUCGGAAACACCAAUGUCCUCGACGAAAUCCAGGACCUGCUGGACGAGAGUGUCAAGGCGUCGUGCGAGGGCCUAAUGGUGAAGAUGCUGGACACUGCAGAGAGUGGAUAUGAGCCCAGCAAGCGGAGUCGCAACUGGCUGAAGGUCAAAAAAGAUUAUCUUGCCGGUGUAGGCGACUCUCUCGAUCUCGUCGUUCUAGGUGCUUACUAUGGACGCGGCAAACGUACUUCCGUGUACGGUGCUUUCCUUCUGGCUGCUUACAACCCUAACACCGACAAAUACGAGACGAUUUGCAAUAUUGGUACUGGAUUCUCGGAAACCCGACUCGAAGAGCUCCACGAGGAGCUUACACCCCUUGUUAUUGACCGGCCCAAGCCCUUCUACUCCCACUCUACUGUCCCCAAGGAUCAACCCGACGUGUGGUUCGAGCCCCGUCUAGUCUGGGAGGUCAAAACGGCCGAUUUAACACUCAGCCCUCGGUAUAAAGCUGCAGCGGAUGAUUUUGAAGGCACUACCGGUGGCGGUAAAGGUGUCUCACUUCGAUUCCCUCGAUUCAUCAAGUCCCGAGAUGACAAGAAACCCGAACAGGCCACUACGACCCGGGCUGUUGCGGAGAUGUAUCGCAAGCAAGAAGCAGUGGCCCAAGAGACCUCCGGCAAACGCGGAGUGGAUGAUGACUUUGAGUACUAAGACGCAUUCUGCUGAGCGUUUUGCAAAUCCAUGACCAAUCUAUCAAUUUUCCCGAAUGUUGCAUUGUAGUCAGAGUAAUCUCUCCAGCGUCAUCACACCAUUCAGCAUGCAAGAUGCACCAUGUGGGACUAGAUCGGUCUUGAGGCAAGACAUUGUCCAAUUUGUCUUCAGCGUCCGAGCCCCAAUUGCACGUUUUCUGGCCAUUUUGGGCAAUUAAACUCAAC